AUGUCGCAGGCAUCCCACACCGAUGGCGUUUGUGCUGUCUUCCUGCAUGCUGGUGCGGGCUACCACAGCCGCGAGAAUGAACACAAGCAUCUGAAGGCCUGUGAAAUAGCUGCGCUUAAGGCCAUUGCAUUCUUGAAGUGCGGUGGAACUGCCAUUGACGCCGUUGAAGCAGCGUUGAUGGUGCUCGAAGAUGAUCCAAUCACGAAUGCAGGAUUUGGGAGCAACUUGAACGAGAAGGGUGUGGUUGAAGGCGAUGCCUCAAUUGUUGACCAUAAUGGACUAAGCGGAGCAGCUGGAGCUGUACCCAAUAUCAAGAACCCGAUUAUGCUUGCUCGCAAGAUCUAUGACAAGUCGAACGUCCAAAUGGGUAUGUCAAGGGUCCCUCCGAACUUUCUGGUCGGAGAAGGUGCCAAGGAUUUCGCAUGGGAGCAUGGCAUGGUGAUUAUGCCCGGGGAAGCUAUGGUAUCCCCCGUCGCUCUGGAACGAUAUCGUAUAUGGUCAGCGGAAGUCGGGGAUUUUGAACAUGAAUUGUGCGGCGAAAAGAUUGACCCUUGGAUUCGCCGUCCGAUGACUCCCCUUGAUGCUCGACUCAAGCGCCUCGAGGAUGUUUCUCAAGCCACAAACAACCCCACCCAAGCUCCCAAAGCUGCCUGUGCUUAUGACACGGACGAAGAAAUCAAAAGUCUGCCCCAUCCAAGCCUUGUGAUGAAUCCGAAGGGGCGACGUCUGCCGUCCCCAUCAGGGCAGCAAUCUCCGAAAAAGACAAAACUCGACAGUCCUCACUUACCUGUGCAGCCUGUCUCACAUUUGCCCUCAACUAGGGAUGGCAGUCCCGAGGUCGUCAAUAGUGACCAGGAUGAGGAAGAUGCGAUCACAGACACUGUCGGCGCCAUUGCCAUUGACAUGUACGGUAAUAUUGCGGCCGGAUCGUCUUCUGGCGGGAUCGGCAUGAAGCAUAGAGGCCGAAUUGGUCCUGCAGCCUUGAUCGGCAUUGGAACUCAUGUCAUUCCACAGGAUCCAACCGACCCAGAUGGAACGACAUGUGCAGUUGUUACAUCGGGGACUGGAGAGCUCAUUGCGGGGACGCUGGCGGCAAGCACCUGCGCCACGCGUGUGUACUACAGUCAGAAGAUGGGCGACGGCGGUAGUUUCAGCCAGGUCAUGGAAGAGGAGGCUCUCAGAGCGUGGAUGAAGAAGGAGUUCAACGAACACCCCGCUGUGAGCAACAGCGUUCUCUUUGGCGCCCUCGGAGUGCUCGUUGUUAAGAAAAGCAAUUCCGGCAUUGAACUCUACUUUGCUCACAAUACCGACUCUUUUGCUCUCGCCUCGAUGUCCAGCAAUGCGGACAGGCCAUCCUGUCUAAUGUCGCGAGGCUCACGAGGAACUAUUGCCCAGGGAGGCUGCCGGAUUAAGUUUUCUGAGUCUUGUUCGCAAGGCGCCUUCUAG
Molecule: messenger RNA, 1446 nt
Organism: Penicillium paradoxum
Lineage: Eukaryota; Fungi; Ascomycota; Eurotiomycetes; Eurotiales; Aspergillaceae
Product: threonine aspartase 1
Exons: 6
Coding region: 1-1446 (481 amino acids)
Biological process (GO): protein maturation
Molecular function (GO): threonine-type endopeptidase activity
Source: RefSeq, a predicted model, not a curated record